CCCCUCUUGGGUCCUAGAUGGCAGAGGGAGAUAAGAAGAAGAAGGUGGUGAAGAAGAGGCACACGAGCCGGAACCCCAUCCUGGCGCGCGGUCUCGGACGCUACUCCCGUUCCGCCAUGUCCGGCCGCCGGGCCAUGUACAAGAGGAGGGUCAAGAUGUCCGAAACUAAGAUUGAAAAGAAGCUGAAGGUGAAGGUGCCGGCAACCGUCAACAAGACCGUCGGCGGAGACAAGAAUGGCGGCACACGCGUCGUCAAACUGCGCAAGAUGCCCCGUUACUACCCCACAGAAGACGUUCCCCGGAAGCUGCUGAGCCACGGGAAGAAGGCCUUCAGCCAGCACAAGAGGAGGCUGCGCUCCUCCAUCACCCCCGGGACCGUGCUCAUCCUGCUGACCGGCCGGCACCGCGGCAAGCGUGUCGUCUUCCUGAAGCAGCUGUCCAGUGGUCUCCUGCUUGUCACUGGUCCCCUGGCUCUUAACCGUGUACCCCUGCGCCGUGCGCACCAGAAGUUCGUCAUCGCCACCGCCACCAAAGUGGACAUCUCCGGCAUGAAGAUCCCCAAGACGCUGACCGACGCCUACUUCAAGAAGAAGAGGCUGAGGCGCCCCAAGCACCAGGAGGGCGAGAUCUUUGACGUGGAGAAGGAGAAGUACCAGCUGACAGAGCAGCGCAAGGACGACCAGAAGGCCGUGGACUCCCAGCUGCUGCCGCUGGUGAAGAAGGUCCCUCAGCUGCAGGGCUACCUGCGCUCCUCCUUCUGUCUGUCCAAUGGCGUGUACCCCCACAAGCUGGUGUUCUGAGCAUGCUCCAAUAAAGCCCCAUUUACCACA
Messenger RNA from Anguilla anguilla (European eel), 830 nucleotides. RefSeq names its product ribosomal protein L6 (gene rpl6). Gene Ontology annotation, molecular function: structural constituent of ribosome. Gene Ontology annotation, biological process: translation. The transcript has 6 exons. NCBI's taxonomy places the organism in Eukaryota, Metazoa, Chordata, Actinopteri, Anguilliformes, Anguillidae. The coding region runs from base 18 to 800 and encodes 260 amino acids. Gene Ontology annotation, cellular component: ribosome. The record is from RefSeq and is a predicted model, not a curated record.